Molecule: messenger RNA, 1341 nt
Organism: Cajanus cajan (pigeon pea)
Lineage: Eukaryota; Viridiplantae; Streptophyta; Magnoliopsida; Fabales; Fabaceae
Product: WAT1-related protein At3g30340
Cellular component (GO): membrane
Molecular function (GO): transmembrane transporter activity
Source: RefSeq, a predicted model, not a curated record
UUUCUGAUAUAUAGAGAGAGGCCCCACUCUGUCCCAGAGACAGAAUUGCAUUGCUGAAAUGAAGAAUUGUGAUGAAUGGAAACCUUUCCUAGUUAUGAUAGCAAUUGAUAUUUCUUUAACCAUGGUGAACAUUCUCCUCAAGAAAGUCCUCCAAGAGGGAAUGAACCAUUUGGUUUUUAUCACAUAUCGUUUGUCAGUUUCUACUAUAUUUUUGGCCCCCAUCGGCUACUUUAAGGAAAGAAAUGGAAGACCACGACUCACAUUUCAAAUUUUAUGCUACCUUUUCUUCAGUGCAAUUAUUGGGGCAUCCAUCACACAAUACUUCUUCCUUCUGGGGAUCCAAUACACCUCGGCUACCUUUGCUUGUGCCUUUGUUAACAUGGUGCCGGUGAUCACAUUCAUUAUGGCGUUACCAUUUGGAUUAGAAACUGUGAACAUCAAAUGCAAAGGUGGGAAAGCGAAGAUUCUUGGAACAUUUGUGUGCAUAGGAGGGGCAUUGUUGUUGACACUUUACAAAGGGAAGCCCUUGUUUGAUGACUCUCACUAUCAAUCUGCAGUUCCUCCAGUGGCCAUGAGAUCAUCUGCGAUGGACCAAGCCUCUAGUAAUAGAAUAACACAAAAAUGGACCAUUGGUGUAAUAGCUUUGAUUAUGGGAACCCUCUUUUGGUCUUUUUGGUUUAUUUUACAGUCAAAGAUAGGGAAGAGGUACCCAUGCCAGUAUUCUAGCACUACCAUCAUGACCUUCUUUGGAGCCAUGCAAGCAGCUAUUCUUGCUUUCUCCACUGGCAGCAACUUGUCAUCGUGGAUUGUCAAGGAUAAGAUGCAAAUAAUCACAGUUCUUUAUUCUGGGAUAGUUGGAUCAAGUGUGUGCUACGUGGGGAUGUCAUGGUGCGUGAAGAAGAGGGGUCCCGUCUUCACUGCAGCAUUCAGCCCUCUAGUUCAGAUAAUGUCAGGCAUGAUUGACAUCCCAAUCUUGCAUGAGCAGCUUCAUCUUGGAAGUGUGGUGGGAUCCAUGUUGGUGAUGAUCGGGUUGUACAUUCUUCUGUGGGGUAAGAGCAAGCAGAUGGUACAGAAUGGCGCCACUAAGUUCGCCCAAGAAGUUGAGGAAACGAAGGAACAAGAACCGCAAGUAUAGCGUAUAUGUAUAUCGCUGUCUCUUGUGACUCAAUGAAAUCAAGUGCCACUAAUUUAGUUAUGUUUAUCACUUCUAAUAAUUUCACGCACCUUUCUCUUGCGUCUCUGUGUUUAUAUCUAUUUUUUACGCAGGAAACAAAAAAGUUGACGCUAAAUACCUAAUAUUGAUGUAUAUAUUUCAUUGAGUGAGAAAGAAAUAGGAAGGAG